AUGGCUCCUGUUGUCGUCAAGAAGAUCUGCUGCAUUGGUGCUGGAUAUGUCGGCGGUCCUACCUGUGCUGUCAUCCCCAACAUCCAGGUCACCAUCGUCGACCUCAACAAGGCGCGUAUAGACGCGUGGAACUCGGACAACCUGCCCAUUUAUGAGCCCGGGUUGGAUGAGGUCGUCAAGGAGGCGAGGGGGCGCAACUUGUUCUUCUCGACUGAUGUCGAUAAGGCGAUCGAGGAGGCUGACCUCAUUUUCGUCUCAGUCAACACCCCCACCAAGAAGUCCGGUAUCGGAGCGGGAUUCGCCGCGGACUUGAACUACCUCCAGUUGGCUACUCGCCGGAUUGCCGAGGUGUCCACUUCCAGCAAGAUCGUCGUAGAGAAGUCGACUGUGCCGUGCCGGACUGCCGAUGCUAUGCGCACCAUCCUCGAGGCCAACUCGAAGCCCGGAUGCACAUUCGACAUUCUCUCCAACCCCGAAUUCCUCGCCGAGGGCACCGCCAUCGCCGACCUCUUCAACCCGGACCGAGUCCUCAUCGGCUCCCUCCAGACCGAAUCGGGUCUCUCGGCCUGCGGAUCCCUCGCCGCCGUCUACUCGAACUGGGUCAAGAAGGACCAGAUUCUCACUGUCGGUCUGUGGUCCUCGGAGCUCUCCAAGCUCGCGGCCAACGCGAUGCUCGCGCAACGUAUCUCGAGUGUCAAUGCCCUGUCGGCGAUCUGCGAGGCGACCGGCGCCAACAUUGACGAGGUCGCUUAUGCCGUCGGCAAGGACACACGGGUGGGACCCAAGUUCCUCAAGGCCUCUGUUGGCUUUGGUGGAUCUUGUUUCCAGAAGGAUAUCCUCAACUUGGUGUACCUCUCGGAAUCCCUCCACUUGCCGCACGUCGCCAAGUACUGGCGUGCCGUCGUUGAGAUGAACGAGUACCAGAAGGACCGAUUCGCCCACAAGGUCGUCGAGACGCUGUUCAACACCAUCACUGGCAAGAAGAUUGCGAUGCUCGGUUGGGCGUUCAAGAAGGACACGGGUGAUACCCGUGAAUCCCCGGCUAUCUCGAUCGCCAACCACUUCUUGUCGGAGAAGGCACGGAUCACGAUCUAUGAUCCUCAAGUGGGAGAAGACCAGAUCUGGCUGGAUCUUACCGAUUACGGAGCGAUCCCGGCUGAGCCUAUCAAGCCGAACGUGUCGAUCCAGAAAUCCGCGGAGGACGCUUGCAAGGGCGCCGAGGCUAUUGUGGUCUGCACCGAGUGGGACGAGUUCAAGACUCUUGAUUGGGAGAAGAUCUACGCCAACUGCCCCCGUCCCGCGUUCGUCUUUGACGGCCGGCUCAUGCUCGACCGCAAGAAGCUGCAGAAGAUUGGGUUCACGGUCGUUACUAUCGGCACUGGCGACCGGGUCUAG
Dioszegia hungarica is the source of this 1395-nucleotide messenger RNA. RefSeq names its product UDP-glucose dehydrogenase. The record is from RefSeq and is a predicted model, not a curated record. Gene Ontology annotation, cellular component: cytosol; nucleus. The coding region runs from base 1 to 1395 and encodes 464 amino acids. The transcript is spliced from 14 exons. Gene Ontology annotation, molecular function: NAD binding; UDP-glucose 6-dehydrogenase activity. Gene Ontology annotation, biological process: glycosaminoglycan biosynthetic process. NCBI's taxonomy places the organism in Eukaryota, Fungi, Basidiomycota, Tremellomycetes, Tremellales, Bulleribasidiaceae.